Molecule: messenger RNA, 1650 nt
Organism: Coccinella septempunctata (seven-spotted ladybird)
Lineage: Eukaryota; Metazoa; Arthropoda; Insecta; Coleoptera; Coccinellidae
Exons: 3
Coding region: 225-1541 (438 amino acids)
Source: RefSeq, a predicted model, not a curated record
GGCAAGUCUUGUCUGAUGUCUAUAAUUGUCCCUCAUUAUACAUUACUUUGCCCAUAUUUACUCAACAGAUAGUUAUUGAAUGCGCAGUCCGAGUCUAUGGACUGCGCAGUCUAUGUCCCAUUCCUCAGAUAGAACAUAGAAAUAACGAAUGUGACAUUCAUGAAGACAUUUUGUAUGUGGUAUAAUUUUUAAAUUAAUACAGUUUCGAUCAGAAAAAAUAUGAAAUGGAGCGAAAAUAUGCUGAAUAUGAUGCCAAGCACGGUCCUUUGUUCCAGAAACUCAAACAUAAAGAUCGUUUGAAUUUCGAGGAGUCAUCGCUUGUAACGCAUAAAUGGACAACAAAAAUGUGCAAUAGAGAGGUGGAAGCUAUGCCCAUUAUCUUGGAGAGAGAUGAACUAGAGCUGCGGGAUGAUAACGAUAGUUCACUAGAAGGAAGUUCUGGAAUAGAAGGAUCUGGUAGUAUUUCGAACUUAGUCUCAUCACUAGUGGAUACUGUUGACCAAUCAACAGCAGGUUUCAAUGACAGUCAGAAGUCAGUAAAUGACGUUGGAUGCCAUUUGGAUAUGGGGGAGGAUUUCUCAUGUUUAUUCAAGAAUAAGGUUGCUUCACUACAUUCUUUUCCCGAGUUGGUAUUUGAAACUACGUAUAGCGAUGAUUCCUACUCCACGCCUACGACUCAAACUGAGCAGAUCCUAUCUAGCCAAUCUCUUGACUCCAGUUCUGAUGAAGAAAUGGACGACUAUUUUAAGUUUAGAGUUUUCCUACCCAAAAAAAAAGUAGGACAAGUUUUUUGCAACCUUCAGUCUACUGAAGCUAAGACUGAAUUGAUAAAAUCUUCUGUCUCCGUUCCAACUUCGUCUCAGGCUGCUGAAUCCGAAAAUACUGGUACAUCAAAUGCAGACAUAACAUCGUCUUCGGAAUGUGAGGUAGUUCUGGGUACUAUGGAAGCAGAUUUUUCAGAUAAUUGUUCCGAUGAUCAUCUACACACUUUAUCUUUGAGACGUGUUGCUCGUCCUUUGAGUUUGAGAUAUUCUUCUGAAGAGUUCGAUGAGGAUUCUGUUAAAAUUUUGUGUCAUACAACAAGCCUAAUGCAUUUCGCGAUAGACGAGGAAGUCAACUCAGAAGAUAUCGACAUUCCUUCUAUCGAUUUGUAUAAAUCUGAAAAAACAGUUAAUUCAACUGAUCAAGGUUCUGAAUUGAGCCACUAUUCGGUACACUCUCGACAGAUUAGAAGUUCUACUAUUUUGCAGAGUGAAGAGCAAGAAAAAUUAAGAGGGAUGCAUACAUGUCAAACUCCAUCGUGUUCAACAGACUCUAGUCCUCCACCUCAAUUGACGUAUUCAGACAAAAUAACAACUGAAUCAAAAUAUGAAGCCAAGGUUGAAUUAUUUGAUAUUAUUGGCAGUUCUAAAAAAGAACGAUCCGAAAAGUCCGAGGAAGCUGAAUCAUCUACAUCUUGGUGGAAGUCAAGGCCUCACAAGUUGAAAUCUAAUGAUAGCAAAGUGUUAGAUGAAGAGUCUGAAAAUGACUCGUCUGACUGAUUCGUCAGAAUAUUGAAAUUUUUUCAGCGCCUAGUUUGAGUUCUUUUGUUUUUUUUUUAAUUGAGUUUUCUGUAAAUCAUGUUUACUUCUCAAAUAAAUAAAGUUUCCU